AUGCGGAGCGCCCUGCUGUUGGCAGCCAUCCUGGCCCUCAGCCUGGCCCUAGGGGCCGUCUGUGAGGGGUCACAGGAGCAGGUGGUGCCCCGUGGGGGCCGCAGGGAGCUCAGGGACCUGUGGACUCUGGAGAGAGAGGCACCUCUGAGAUUCAAGAAGUUCCCAGAUAUCAACCAGUUGCUCAAGACGCUUUCUGGCAGUGGCUCAGUCUCUGUGGAUGAUUUGCUCAAAACUCUGGGCAAGGCUAGCAAGGAUCCUAAGAAAUUGUCAUUUCUCCAGAAACGUGACAUGCAUGACUUCUUUGUGGGACUUAUGGGCAAGAGGAACAUCCAGCCAGACGUUCCCAUUGAUGUGAACCAGGAGAACAUCCCCAGCUUUGGCAGCCUCAAGUAUCCGCCCAAUGUGGAAUGAGCACUCCAUUUCUGGACUCCCAGGC
Molecule: messenger RNA, 436 nt
Organism: Pteronotus mesoamericanus
Lineage: Eukaryota; Metazoa; Chordata; Mammalia; Chiroptera; Mormoopidae
Gene: TAC3
Product: tachykinin precursor 3
Exons: 7
Coding region: 1-411 (136 amino acids)
Biological process (GO): positive regulation of blood pressure; tachykinin receptor signaling pathway
Source: RefSeq, a predicted model, not a curated record